Molecule: messenger RNA, 1628 nt
Organism: Eufriesea mexicana
Lineage: Eukaryota; Metazoa; Arthropoda; Insecta; Hymenoptera; Apidae
Product: probable methyltransferase-like protein 15 homolog
Exons: 2
Coding region: 334-1512 (392 amino acids)
Biological process (GO): rRNA base methylation
Molecular function (GO): rRNA (cytosine-N4-)-methyltransferase activity
Source: RefSeq, a predicted model, not a curated record
AUAGGAACUAUAUGAAAUUAUUAGAAUCUUGGCCCUUGGAUAAUUCAAAACCUGGCAGAGAUUUAGGUCAACAUAUUCGUGAUCAAUUAAAACUUGCAUUUGCAAAAGGUGAAGCUAGCGAAGUAAAUCGUGAUCAAUGUGACCGUUAUUAUAUAUGUCUAAAGAGAAUUUGUUCUAAUCAUUAUGGACAAAUAUAUACUCGUACUCUUACAAGUACUGCUACUGGAUUAACUAAAGAUCAAUGUAAUUUAAUGCUUUCACCAGAAGCAUUACAAACUUUGGCAGAAGAUAAACAAGGAUAUUUAUUACGGACAAUUACAAGACUAUUCAAAAAUGUUGUUGACAAAGAAGCUGAUAAGUAACAUAAUUCAUGUACAUAAACAUUGUGGCAUAAAAUACCUUAAUAAAUCUGUAUACUAUUUAUUUUAUACACAAAAUGAUAAAAUAUAUUCAAGGAAUACUAGAAAAUACAGUGAAAUAGCAAAUGCAAUUGAUACUGAUAAAAAUAUACCACUUAAUGAGGAUCAUAAGCCAGUUAUGGUCAAUAAAGUAUUACAUUAUUUGGAGCCAUCACCAGGAAAAAUUUUUGUAGAUAUGACAUUUGGAGCUGGUGGACACUCAACAAAACUUUUGAAAUCUUCAUCUAAUAUAAAAAUAUUUGCUUUGGAUAGAGAUCCCGUUGCUUAUCAACAUGCACUAAAAUUAUCAGAAAAAUAUCCCGGACAAGUAAUACCUCUAUUAGGAAGAUUUUCUGAAUUGCCAAAAUUGCUUUGUAAAUAUAAAGUGAAUGUAAAUAGUAUAGAUGGGUUUUUAUUUGAUUUUGGUUGUUCAUCUAUGCAACUUGAUAUUGCUGAAAGAGGAUUUUCUUUCUCAAAAAAUGGACCUUUGGACAUGAGAAUGGAUGGAUUUAGGUGUCCAUCAGAACCUACAGCUGCUGAAAUUUUAGAACAAAUAACAGAAAUAGACUUAGUCCAUAUUUUAAGAAUUUAUGGCAAUGAGAAGUAUGCUAAAAAAAUUGCAUGUGCCAUUAUAGAAGCUCGAAAUACUUUUAGAAGCUUGAAAACUACAGAUGAAUUGGCUCAACUUGUUGAAUCUGUAAUCCAUGAAAAAAGAUUUGAUCAGCUUGGUAGACGAGCUCAUUGUGCAACAAAAACAUUUCAAGCAUUAAGAAUUUUUGUAAAUAAUGAAUUAAACGAAAUCAAUCAUGGUAUUAUCAUUGCUGGAUUAUAUUUAAAAACUAAUGGACGUUUAGUAACAAUAUCUUUUCAUUCCUUGGAAGAUACAAUUGUAAAAAGACAUAUGACUGGAAAUAUAACCGAAAAUGUAGCUAAUAUUCAGCCAUUAAAGUAUUCAGAUUAUAGUAAAUGUUACACUAUGACUGAGAUGAAAAAUAUUAAUCAAACACCUUGGAAAAUGUUACAUAAACAUGUAGUAACACCUACACCAAAGGAAAUAAAGGAAAAUCCAAGAUCACAUUCUGCAAAAUUACGAGUAAUUAGUAAAGUAGUUUAAAGUGUCUCUCUCAAAGUUGAUGUUGUAAAUAAAAACUAUAAAUAUUUAUCUUAUUAUUUCUUUGAUUAAUACAAAAUAAUAUUUAUUAUAUUUGCUAACAUAUGCUAUAUAAUGUA